GUCACGUGAGAAAACAACAGGAAGUAAAGUGCUGUAUUGAGAGACUAUGGACAUGGAACAGUUAAACAGGCUCUAAAGAAGGUAAACAUUAAUUUAUAUAUGCUAGGGAGGCUUUUACAGCUGCCAGGAUGAGUCUUCGAGCUUUGUGGAUUAUUUCCCAUGAAAAAGGAGAAAAUGCAUCAGUUCGGUUCUCAAGGAGGUUUGCUACUGUGGAGCACCGUUAUAAAAGCCUAUCAGGUUCCUCCUAUGUAUCAGUCCCAGAGGACAGGAACUUCCUGCAGCUCCUGCUCACUGAGCUGGGCCUUUCCAGAUCUAACAAGAACUUCGUAGCUGCCAGGGAUGAUUGUCUUUACCGCCCACGCUCACCAGCUGUGGAACUGUGUUUGGAUGGAAAGAAAACUCUGUGGCCUGUGUUGGCCCUCUCUCAGGGGCCACUCAUCCUGGCUUGCCUCCCACUAGUGGAUAUCCCCUCAGAGUCACGGCCACCUUUGGCCAGCCUCCUGUCAGUGUCACAGGGUCUCACACUUCUAGCUGGUCUUCAGGCCUUUCUCUUCAGCUCAGGAGGAAAGCUGGAUAGUGAGGGGCUGGUCGCUCGUGUUGCAGCGCUUCCAUCUCUCCUCUUGCAGAUUUGCCCCCUUGGCACGCCCCUUGAUAUUCCUCUUGUAGGAACACCUGCUACGCCCACUGGGCCCACCUCUGCUGUCAACCAGAAGCAGCCGCCGUGGAAGACAGGCCUACAUCGUGGCCGCGCCACUGUGAAUGUAGCAGUGGUUGAAACUGUACGAUCUAUGCAGUUUGGGGACCAGAGUAGACAGGACCUGUGGGAUGUUUAUGGGACUGUAACCUGCAAAUGUGAAGUGGAGGGGGUGCUACCAAACGUCACAGUGACCCUCUCACUGCCACACAAUGGUUCUCCACUGCAGGACAUCCUAGUCCAUCCCUGCGUGACCUCCUUAGAUUUAAGUAUCCUGACCGCCAGCAGCCUGGAUAACGCCGACGGCUCGGCUUUCUCUGGGCCAUACAAGUUUCCCUUUUCCCCUCCUCUGGAGCCAUUUAGACUUUGCAGCUACACGUCACAGGUGCCUGUUCCACCCAUCCUUGGCUCAUAUCAGCUUAAAGAAGAAGAGAAUAGCCUUCGUGUGAACGUAUCCCUUAAACUCCACGAGUCUGUGAAGAACAGUUUUGAGUUCUGUGAAGCACUCCUGCCGUUCUUCAACAGAAAUCAAAUGGGUAAUGUGGAUGUGAAGGUGAGCUCUGGACAAGUAGACGUGACAAAGGAGAAAAAUCGCCUGAUCUGGGCUCUGGGUCAAAAGUUUCCAAAGUCACGUGAGGUUACGCUGGAGGGAAAAAUAACAUUUUCUGGAUCCUCUCAAGGACCUUCACACCCUCUCUGCACAGGACUUACAGCCUACAUUGAGCUGCACCUAAAGGUACCAGACACGACCCUGUCUGGAUGUAGCGUCGACCAGCAUUCAGUGCAAGUUUAUUCAUCUGCCAAACCCAAGAUUAUCACAUCUAGAGAACUUCAAUCCAAAGACUAUUUCAUCUGGAAUUCAACAGGUCCUGCCCCGAUAUCCUCUGGUCAGAUGAUGACAUAGUGCCGAUGGAUCCAUGUUUGAUUGUAGGGUUACAGCACAGUGUGCUGAGAGUGAAAAUCCAGCCUCCAGAUUAAUAUUGCCAUAACAUCAUUGAUUUUAUUAAAGUUAUUUUGUACAGUUCCA
This is a messenger RNA of Cyprinodon tularosa, 1721 nucleotides long. RefSeq names its product adaptor related protein complex 5 subunit mu 1 (gene ap5m1). The transcript has 8 exons. The record is from RefSeq and is a predicted model, not a curated record. Gene Ontology annotation, cellular component: late endosome; lysosome; cytosol. Gene Ontology annotation, biological process: endosomal transport. NCBI's taxonomy places the organism in Eukaryota, Metazoa, Chordata, Actinopteri, Cyprinodontiformes, Cyprinodontidae. Bases 129 to 1598 code for a protein of 489 amino acids.